This is a messenger RNA of Cetraspora pellucida, 156 nucleotides long. The record is from the annotation of a GenBank genome assembly. NCBI's taxonomy places the organism in Eukaryota, Fungi, Glomeromycota, Glomeromycetes, Diversisporales, Gigasporaceae.
AUGUCUUCAACCACCUCUGACGAAUCUAAUGAAAAUGAACCAUUCAAUAAGCAGCAAAUAUUUCCCGCAAUUCUUAUAAUAGGAGAAGUGGUAUGUGUUGGAAAAAGUAUUGCGGAUAAUAUGAUGCUUGACAGACAUGAUGGUAGUCCACUUACG